Messenger RNA from Salpingoeca rosetta, 2439 nucleotides. RefSeq lists its product as uncharacterized. NCBI's taxonomy places the organism in Eukaryota, Choanoflagellata, Craspedida, Salpingoecidae. The transcript is spliced from 12 exons. The record is from RefSeq and is a predicted model, not a curated record. Gene Ontology annotation, molecular function: protein binding. The coding region runs from base 147 to 2378 and encodes 743 amino acids.
AAACGGUCGCCUGUUGUUGUUUGGUUGGAGACAAGCCAACCAACAAGCCAACCAACAAGCCAACCAACCAACACACCUGCUCGCUCCGUUGCUCGCUUGCUCUGCUGCUUGGUCUUGGCGUCGUCGGCACAGCCAAGGAUCCAGGGAUGGCGGGCAUCACGGGAAGGGAGAUGUUCCUGGCAUCGCUGAAGAGGAGGGGUGACCAUGGCAGCGGCGGUGGAUUCACCAGCAGCAGGAGCCUUGGAGGAGGAGGCAGCCACAGGACGCCGUUCUUGAAGUCGCUGAUGGAUGACCUGAACGCCAAUCGGCCCACCACCUAUCGCUCGACGUUGGGGGACGACGAUCGCCGAACAGCAAGGUCAUCCGCCUCUUCGCUCAGGGGUGCUGCACAUGCGUACGGGCGGCCAACCACGCGACGAAGGCAGCCACAGGCGCCACCACGCAGGCGAGAAGAUGAUCUGGCGGAUAUGGAUGCGUCAGACAAGAUGUACCAGCUGAAGAAGGAGAUUCGGGCGUGGCAGACGGAGAACAACGUCCUCAAGGGCGAAGUCAACGCCCUCAAAGUCAAGCUCUUCAAGAAGGAGCGUGCGCUGCAGAGCGUGUUGGACGAAGCUGCCCAGGAUCCCCAAGGCCCGACAACACGGCCCAAGGCCACAAACAUGCACUUUAUCGCCAAGCUCAAGUCCAAGGUUGCCGAGUCUGAGCAAGAGUCGCAGCAGCUGCGGGAGCAGCUGGACAGCGUACAGUCAAAACUCAAAUUCACGCGCAUUGAAGAGCUGGAACUCGAGGUGACGACGUACUACAACGAGACGCUCAGGCUUCGCGCCAUGCUCAACCAGCAACACCGCGGGGGACGCGCAUACGGCAGUGACGAGGACGACAGCGAUGGGGAGCAGCAGGCGUCGUCAUAUCUGCCGCCAUCGGCCACGCGUGCAAAGGCGCUCAAGGAGAAGUGCAUCUUCCUCGAAACAGAGAACGAGGACCUCAAACGGGAAUUGGAGGAGACAAAGGCCGAGGCCAGCCGCAUCAAGCAAGAACUCGGCGGUGCGGAUGGCGACGGCGCAGAUGGCGAUGAGUUUGGACGCAUGUCGCGUGCGCAGCUGCUCGAGGAAGCGCGCGCCAUGGCAAAGGACCUCAAGGCGUUGCAGAAGAAGACGAAAUCGCUGCAGACGAAACUGGACGAUGCGACAGAUGCACAGAAGGAAGCCGUUUCCGACAGCAAAAAGCUGCAGCGCAAACUCGACGCUGCCGAGAAGGAUGUGUCGUCGUUGGAGGAGAAAGCGCGCCUGCUGGAGGCAAACAACAGGGCGCUGCUGCAGCAAAUCCGUGACAACCCGUCAGCCUUACGCGACAACAUACAGCCACUGCUCGACGCCCACGCCUCCACGCUCACAUCGCGACUGGCCAAACUUGACGAAAUCGAGCCGCUGCUACAGAGCCACUCGUCGCAGCUGGAACAGAAGUUGAAGGCGCUGGAGGAGCAGACGAGGGCCGCGCGUGAUGCCCAGCAGCAGCGCGCAGAUGCACUCGUCGCAGCUAUGCCGGCCAAUCCUGAUGACGGGAAGGAGAAGGACAAGGCUGCUCGCAAACUGCAGCGACACUGGCGCAAACACAGAGCACGCGAGUCGCGAAAGAAAUCGGAGCUCGACGAGAAGAUUUCAAAGCUCCAGGCCGUACUGCGGGCGCACGCUGGGCGGAAGCGGCUGCUGGCAGCAUUGGAGGCGCGAAAAUGGGAGGACGAAGAAAAGCGAACGAGGAGACGAAAGGCAAAGGUGAAGCGACAAAGGCGGCGGCGGCACGCUGAUGACGAUGAUGAUGAUGAUGAUGAUGACGAUGAUGAUGAUGAUGAUGAUGAUGAUGACGAUGAUGAUGAUGAUGAUGAUGAUGAUGAUGAUGAUGAGGAGGAGAAGGAGGAGGAGGAGGAGGACGACGACAGUGGUGAUGAGAGGAAAAGUACGAAUCGCAAGAAGCGUACCGGCAGGCGAAGGACAGGCAGGGCGCAUAACAGUGACCAGGAGGAGGAGGAGGAUGAGGAUGAGGAGGAGGAUGACGACAUUCAGAAGAAGCAGAAGCCAAACCGACCACCAACACGCGACAAGCCAGCGCAAUCACGCCAUAGAUUCGCAUCAAACCGGCGAAAGGUGUUGGAAAAGCAGACUGCGCAGCGGCGCAAGCGGCGAGACAACGCUGGCGAUGAUGGUGAUGAUGAUGAUGAUGGUGACCACAGCGACGACGAAGCCAGUGGCGAUGAGAGGAAGCGGGCUGGUGCUCGUGCGCGCGCGCGUGGUGACGACGACGACGAUGAGUCGACGACAGACGAUGAUCUCUCGGCGAGCCAUCCCGGCCUACAACUGCCAAUCGAGGACGACCUGUUCUGAAUGGCAGCGAUGGGCGCUGUAUAUGUGUGCGCGCGUGUGUGUGUGUCUGUGUGUGUCUGUG